Molecule: messenger RNA, 1025 nt
Organism: Nicotiana tabacum (common tobacco)
Lineage: Eukaryota; Viridiplantae; Streptophyta; Magnoliopsida; Solanales; Solanaceae
Product: exosome complex exonuclease RRP46 homolog
Biological process (GO): poly(A)-dependent snoRNA 3'-end processing; nuclear mRNA surveillance; U4 snRNA 3'-end processing
Cellular component (GO): nucleolus; cytoplasmic exosome (RNase complex); nuclear exosome (RNase complex)
Molecular function (GO): RNA binding
Source: RefSeq, a predicted model, not a curated record
ACCCCAUAAGCCCUAACUAAAACCCUGAAGAGAGAGAGCGUUGUUGCGCUUACAGAACAAUGGAAACAGAUAGGAAGGAUGGGCGAACAGCGAACCAAUUGAGACCGUUGGCUUGCACUCGUAACGUUCUUAAUCGGGCUCAUGGCUCUGCCAGUUGGUCUCAAGGGGAGACAAAAGUUCUUGCCGCUGUUUAUGGACCAAAGGCUGGAACAAAGAAGAACGAGAACCCGGAAAAGGCCUGCUUUGAAGUCAUUUGGAAGCCAAAAACGGGGCAGAUUGGUAAAGCGGAGAAGGAGUAUGAGAUGAUUUUGAAGAGGACUGUGCAAAGCAUUUGUGUUUUGAAUGUUCAUCCAAAUACCACCACGUCAAUUAUCAUUCAGGUUGUCAACGAUGAUGGAGCUCUUCUUCCAUGUGCCAUAAAUGCAGUAUGUGCUGCCCUUGUGGAUGCUGGGAUUCCUUUGAAGCACCUUGCUGUUGCAAUAUGUUGUAGUCUAGCAGAGAGUGGACAUAUUCUACUGGACCCUAGCAAGCUAGAAGAGCAGAAAAUGAAGGCGUUUGUAUAUCUAGUUUUUCCUAACUCGACAUUAUCUGUGCUUCCUGAAGAAUCAUUGAAAGUGAGAGGUGAACCCAUGGAACAUGGACUUAUAACAUCUUUUACACACGGUGUAAUGUCAGUUGAUGACUACAUUCGCUGUUUGGAGCGAGGACGUGCUGCCACUGGAAAGUUGUCCGAUUUUCUCCGGAGAAGCUUGCAAUCACAAGUCCAAAGUGACUCAUCCAAGUUGGGUUAAGUUUGCAAGUCCUAUGAUUCCUUCUUGUUGGGUAUUCCCUGCCAAAAUUUUAAUAUGGAAGAUGUCCUCGCCGUUGUAAAUUGAUGAUUUUGGCUAUUAAUCAAAUGGCUCCGGUGUGGAAUGUCAUUUUAGCAUAUUCCCCAGUUACAUUGCAAUGACAACAUCCGGGGAAAAUGUAUGAGACAAUGAUGUUGAUUUUGAAAAAGAAUUUCAAUCUGCCCCUGCAUUUAUUCA